This is a messenger RNA of Leptopilina boulardi, 648 nucleotides long. RefSeq lists its product as uncharacterized. Bases 1 to 648 code for a protein of 215 amino acids. The transcript has a single exon. The record is from RefSeq and is a predicted model, not a curated record. Lineage: Eukaryota; Metazoa; Arthropoda; Insecta; Hymenoptera; Figitidae.
AUGAUCGCGGAUGCUGCUUCCUCAUCGAGAAUCUGCAUUACACUUUUUGGCGUACUUCAACGCAUUUAUGUCCUAUUCUCAGCUUCAACGCAAAGAUGGGAUAUUCUAAAAAGUCAUGUCCAAAAUCUCACUGUUAAACCGUUGUGCACUACUCGUUGGGAAAGCAGAUUGGAUACCGUCAAAGCCAUCAAGUGUCAAACGAAGGAAGUUUAUAACGCGUUAAUGGAAAUAUAUAAUUCUGAUUCGAGAGAUCCCGCUGUACAACAUGAAGCUAAAUGUUUAGCUAACGAAAUGAUGCGCUUUGAAUUUCUUAUGUCCUUAGUCAUUUGGUAUGAUAUUUUGUUUCAAGCUAAUAUCGUCAGCAAGAGUUUGCAAAGUCAAAGCAUGGACAUCGCUGCUGCCACACAGUGGAUAAAAAAAUUCACCGAAUUUCUUUCUGUCUAUAGAAAUGUAGGUUUUGAAUCUUCUUUAAAAUCUGCUAAAGAACUUGCUGAAAAUCUUGGUGCUGAUCCAUUCUUUGUUACUUCAACUCGCAAAAGGAAAAAGAAAAGAAUGUUCGAUUACGAAAGUCAAGAUGAGUCUGCAAACACUACACCAGAAGAACAAUUCCGAAGAGAUUUUUUUUUGUUUUGGUCGACACAGCUUUAA